UGAUUUCCCUGCAAUGAACAUUUAUUGAACAAGGCGUGUGUGUAUGGAAAUGUUAAACCUCGACAGCCACACUAACACAGAUUGCAAACCUCGGAGGGACAGCGAAGACAAAACCCAAGACAACCGUGUCUCCACAAGGCGAGACCAGACAAGAGACACCGUGCCAUGAGCUGUCCUAUAUGCCUGGAUCCCUUCAAGGACCCUGUAGUCCUCCCUUGCGGCCAUAGCUUCUGCCGGACCACCUGCACCAAGGGGCUCGUGAGGAAGGGCCGGAUUACAUGCCCCACGUGCAGAAAGGUCCAUUUGGCGCCUGAAGGGGUUAAAGGUCUACCCAAGAACUAUGCUCUGGAGGAGGUGAUUGAUGAGAGUCCUAACUCAGACCCACUGUGCCCUGAUCACCUGGACGAGAGAGUGAAUCUAUUCUGCACCCAGUGCUAUGUACCCGUGUGCGUCAAAUGUUGCCUCAGUAGACGAGAUCGUGGUCGUGAUGCCGGACAUAGGGAACAUCAAGUCAUCCCUCUUGAUCAGACGAAGGAUUACAUACAGGGGCUUCUGUCGGUGGCGGAAGGGUAUCUGACGUCACGGAGGAGGGAGGAAUAUAAUUACCUGGAGAAAUUGAUAGCAGCGGAAGAGAAAUUACAGAAUGAGGAAGAAACAAACUCCGAGACAACCAGAGAGCAUCCGCAAGGUUUCCAAGCAACCGGGAAUCCCCGUACGCCGCUCGAUGGGCGCUGCGUUCACCUUGGAGGCAUUGGAGAUCAGUCCCAGCAGGUCACUGACCGACUCAUUCAGUAUGAUCGUCUGCUGCGCCGGUGUCAGGAAAUGACUACGUCAUCCGGGGAAGGAGGCAGUUUGUGGACGAAACUCCCAGAAUUCCGCCGCCUCCUUCAGAGCCUGGACCACUUGCCGGACCCCCAUCCUCCAAUCAUGGACCCACCAGACGCUCCUCCUCCGAUCGUAGAUCCACCCGAUCCCCCUUCUCCCAGCGUAGACCCGGCUGAUUCCCCUCCUCCUGUCAUGGCUGCCCCCGGUUCCUCUCCUAUCGCGGUUCAAGCCGAUUCCCCUCCUCCCAUCAUGGAUGAAGACAGCACCCCUCCUCCGAUCUUAUACCCACCCAACACUCCUCCUCCCAUCAUGGAUGCAUACAGCACCCCUCAUCCAAUUUUGGAUCCACCCAACACCCCUCCUACCAUCAUGAUUCCAUCCAACACCCCUCCACCCAUAAUGGAUCAGCCGAACACUUCUCCUCCAAUCUUGUAUCCGCCCGACGGUCCACCUCCCAUGGACCCGCCCAUCUCUGACAUCAACCAUCAGACCACCGACCUGUCACAGGUUGUAGGAGAUGUCACCAAGUGCUUCUUGCCUCUUCAAGGCAAGCCCUGCUCUCCCAAGCUCCUCCCUCAGGAGUGUGCGGUGGACCAGCGGUCUGUGUCUCUCAACUGGAUAUACGACCCUAGUGAUAACAUAGGAUACUUCACAGUGUAUUACGAGACUGCAAUAUUCACCCACGGCCUGUGUAGUAAUAGGACAAGUGUGGUGGUGACAGACUUUGGUCAAAAUGUUGGUCACGUCACGCUCCAUGACCUUGACCCAGAGACAAGGUACAAGAUAUCAGUGACAGCCAGCAACGAGUUUGGAGAAAGUUCUCCUACAGAACAUCUAUACUGUCGAACCUCUGCCACCAAACCUGAACUGUGUUUGUUAUAGUUUACCGGGGAUAUGUGUGUAUAGGACACAUCACAACUUUCAAUUUGGAGGGAAAAAACAGAACUCAAACUUAUACUGCUACAAAUGAAGGAAAAACAAACCCGUACUCAUAGGUCAUUGAAGUAUGCCUGCAAAAAGAUACUAAAAGUUAAUGCAUUUUUACAUGUAUUUUACACCGUUUCAUACAAACAGUGUGGGUUUCUAAUC
Messenger RNA from Haliotis rubra (blacklip abalone), 1914 nucleotides. RefSeq lists its product as uncharacterized. The transcript has 9 exons. Lineage: Eukaryota; Metazoa; Mollusca; Gastropoda; Lepetellida; Haliotidae. The coding region runs from base 166 to 1707 and encodes 513 amino acids. Gene Ontology annotation, molecular function: zinc ion binding; protein binding. The record is from RefSeq and is a predicted model, not a curated record.